This is a messenger RNA of Aethina tumida (small hive beetle), 1034 nucleotides long. RefSeq names its product flavin reductase (NADPH). The record is from RefSeq and is a predicted model, not a curated record. The transcript has 3 exons. NCBI's taxonomy places the organism in Eukaryota, Metazoa, Arthropoda, Insecta, Coleoptera, Nitidulidae. Bases 72 to 677 code for a protein of 201 amino acids.
CGUAGUGAUUUGUCAAAAGUAUUAAUCAUUGGAGUUAUUUAUUAUUUUGUCAUUGUAAAAGAUAAAGCAAAAUGGAAAGAGUUGUGAUUUUUGGUUCUACUGGUAUGACCGGAGUUUGUGCGGUGGAAGCUGCAGUUAAUAAAGGUCUGAAUGUCCGAGCGUUCGUAAGAGACCCAUCUAAGUUGCCAGACCACCUGAGAAAUAGUGUAGAAGUUGUAAGAGGCGACGUUCUCAAUUAUAAUGACGUCCUGAAUGCCAUCAAAGAUGUGACUGCUGUCGUCGUAGUACUGGGCACAAACAACGAUUUAAAGCCCACCACAGUCUUGAGUAAAGGUGCCGAAAAUAUUGUCAAGGCGAUGAAAGAGCUCAACGUCGAAAUUAUAUCCGUAUGCCUUUCCGCAUUCUUGUUUUAUGAGCCGGAUAAGGUUCCCCCAAUGUUCAAGGAUUUGAAUGCUGAUCAUCAGAGAGAGUUUGAUGUAAUUAAAUCGUCAGGCUUGAAAUAUAUUGCUGUACUUCCCCCCCACAUUGCUGAUCAGCCCGGAAGUGAUUACCAAAUCCAACACGACGCUUCUCCAGGACGAGUCAUCUCCAAGCACGAUCUUGGUAGAUUCCUUGUAGACUGCUUAACCCAACCAGAGCAUUAUGGAAAAAGAUGUGGUAUUUGUACUAAACACUAAAUCAGAGGUGGAAUUUCAGCUGUGGGACCAUAACAGAGAUGAGAAGCCAAAAAUAUAUUAUUUACGUGAUAUGUUAAAGACAACAAUAAUCAUAAGCUUAGUGAGGCAGCUUUUGUAGGCUGAAUUCCAUGUAGUGAUAAAUGUAUUUCAAUGUAAACCUGCAUAUGCAAAUGGUUGUUGUUAUAGUUAUUUAAAAAUUAUGCGGACAAGGAAUUUUUUAAUGAAAUAAGUAUAAAAAUAAAUAUUUCGUUGAAUUCAUUAUAUCAUAUAAUUGUUAGUUUGUUAGUUCAUUAGUAUGGCAUAAAUUUAUAAUCAUUUAGUGCUGUAUAUUUUUGGAAAUAAACUUUUGUUAUCUUA